AUGAAAAUUCCAAAUAAUGCGACAAUAAUUGAAUUAUCACCUGGAACGGGUUUCUUAACAUAUGCAUUUUUACAUCAUACAAAUGCACGAAAGAUAAUUGCAUUAGAAAGAGAAAAAAAAUAUGCAGAUGAAUUAUCAUUAUUAGCAAAGGAAUCGGAUGGUAGAUUAGAAGUAUUACAUGCUGAAAUUUGGGAAUGGAAAACUUAUGAUAUGUUAAAACAUUAUUUAAGUGACAUAAAAGUUCAUCCUUGGGAAGAAGUUCAUCCCAAUUUAAUUUCAACAAUUCAUCUUCCAAAUACAACGAAAGGGGAAAUUUUGAUGAAUAAGUUAUUAAGAAAUUGUCAUAAUAAAAGUGGAAUUCAUUAUUUUGGUAGAUCACGUAUGAAUUUUAUUAUACCUGAAAAAUCUGCUGAGAAAUUCUUAGCAAAGAAAGGAGAAUCACAACGACAUAAAAUAAAAAUCGAAUUAGAAGGUGUAGCAGUUACUGAAAUAUUAAAAGUUUUGUCCGCAAAUGCUUUUCUUCCAAAUGUCCAAUGUGUAUUAUUUGAAAUAACUCCGCUUAUUGAAUCAAAAAUAACAGCUCCAUGGGUAACAUUUGAAUAUGUAAUAAAAGCUUUAACAACAAGAAAAAAUGCUAAAUUAAUUGAAAUGCUAAGUACAUUGGGAGCUGGAGCAAAUAUAUUAGCAGAAAAAUUAUCAUUUAAUCCCAAUUUGCCAAUAAGAAGUAUGACUGUUGAAAAUUAUAAUGAAGUUACUGUUAUAUUUGAAGAUUGGGAUUUUAAACCUAAAGCACUUGAUGAUGAUUAUUUGACUAAUAUUUUUAAUUGA
Molecule: messenger RNA, 828 nt
Organism: Rhizophagus irregularis DAOM 181602=DAOM 197198
Lineage: Eukaryota; Fungi; Glomeromycota; Glomeromycetes; Glomerales; Glomeraceae
Biological process (GO): transcription initiation at mitochondrial promoter; rRNA methylation
Cellular component (GO): mitochondrial matrix
Molecular function (GO): rRNA (adenine-N6,N6-)-dimethyltransferase activity; mitochondrial transcription factor activity
Source: RefSeq, a predicted model, not a curated record